GUUGUGUCAGGUGGAAACGGGGACCUCUAUGGAUAUCAUCAUCACCCUUCACCGGCUCGCAUCUUUAGCACCGACAGCAUCUCCCGGCCGGCGGUCACCGCUGCAGGCACACGGCGCCCUUUUUAUGCGCCAAGGCGUUGAAUUUCCACGGUAGAGGCUCCCCGGGCUGCCUCUGUAAUUACCCUGACAAACUGCUUCUUCCUGAAAUAAGGACUAAUCGAGGGAAGACCCUGCUGGAAUAAAAGCGGAGCGUCAGUUUCCUCCAUUGAUAAACCGCUCUCCUCAUCGAUUCAGCCCAACGACGUCUUGGUGUAAGAGGAGGACAAAACCAAUCCGAAAAACGGACACUGAAGCUGAAGGGCGUCGGGCGCGAUGGCUAAUGCCUCCCCAGACCUGGACAACGCGGAAGCCCAGCGCCAGCUUAACAACAACAACCGACCAAGCAGCUCGGGAUUCUGGGAGACGGAGUGCACCAGCUCCAAGCUGUUUGAGUGCUCCCGCAUCAAGGCCCUCGCAGAUGAACGAGAUGCAGUACAGAAGAAGACUUUUACCAAGUGGGUUAACUCCCAUUUGGCCAGAGUGUCUUGUCGAAUAGCUGACCUCUACAACGACCUAAGAGAUGGAUACAUGCUCACCAGACUGCUGGAGGUCCUCAGUGGAGAGCUGCUGCCGAGGCCUACGCGGGGUCGUAUGCGGAUCCACUGCCUGGAGAAUGUUGACAAAGCUCUUCAGUUCCUUAAAGAACAGAGAGUUCACCUGGAAAACGUUGGCUCCCAUGACAUUGUGGAUGGAAACCACCGUCUCACCCUGGGCCUUAUGUGGACCAUCAUCCUACGCUUCCAGAUCCAGGUGAUCAAAAUAGAGACGGAGGACAACAGAGAAACUCGCUCCGCCAAGGAUGCCCUGCUGCUCUGGUGCCAGAUGAAGACCGCAGGGUACCCUGAAGUCAACAUCCAGAACUUCACCACCUGCUGGAGAGACGGCCUUGCCUUCAACGCCCUCAUACACAGACACAGACCGGACUUGAUAGAGUUCCACAAGCUGACGCGGUCCAAUGCAACCCACAACCUCCAGCAAGCCUUCAACAUCGCUGAGCAGCACCUGGGUCUCACCAAACUCCUAGACCCUGAGGAUGUGAACACAGAGAACCCAGAUGAAAAGUCCAUCAUCACCUAUGUGGUCUCCUACUACCACUACUUCUCCAAAAUGAAGGCUCUUAUUGUGGAGGGCAAGAGGGUUGGCAAGGUACUAGACAAUUGUAUCGAGGCAGAGAAGAUCAUCAACCGCUAUGAGGCUCUGGCGUCAGACCUGCUGGACUGGAUAGAAAAGACUAUCGCGGUCAUCAGCAACCAGAAGUUUGCCAACUCGCUGACUGGAGUUCAGCAGCAGCUACAGGCCUUCACAACCUACUGCACCAUAGAGAAGCCCAUCAAGUUUCAGGAGAAAGGGAAUCUAGAAGUCCUUCUUUUCACCAUCCAAAGCAAGCUCAGAGCCAACAACCAGAAACCUUUCGUGCCUCGUGAUGGGAAGCUCAUCUCAGACAUCAACAAGGCCUGGGAGAGGCUGGAGAAGGCAGAACAUGAAAGGGGCGUGGCUUUGCGCAAGGAGUUGAUUCGUCAGGAGAAGCUGGAGCUGCUGGCUCAGUGCUUUGACCACAAAACCACCAUGAGACAAGCCUGGCUCAAUGAGAACCAGAGACUUGUAUCGCAGGACAAUUUUGGCUAUGACCUACCAGCAGUCGAGGCAGCAAUGAAGAAACACGAGGCCAUCGAGGCAGACAUAGCCUCAUAUGAGGAGCGAAUUGGCGUGGUAGUGGAACUUGCUGCAGAGAUGGAGUCUGAAGGAUACUAUGAUAUCCGGCGAAUCUUGGCACGAAAGGAGAACAUUCUGGGCCAGUGGAGUCUGCUGAAGGAGCUGGUUGCUGGGAGAAGGACCCGGUUAGAGAAGAACCUGGCCCUACAGAAGACUUUUCAGGACAUGGUCUACAUGAUUGACUGGAUGGAGGACACACAGGUUCAGCUUCUGUCGAAGGACUUUGGGAAGCAUCUUUUGGAGGUGGACGACCUGCUGCAGAAACACAGCCUGCAAGAAGCUGACAUUGCAGUCCAGGCUGAGAGAGUCGAGACACUCAACACCGCUGCACUCAAAUUCACCACUAUAGAGGGUUAUCAACCGUGUGACCCACAGGUGAUCUGUAACCGUGUCAACCAUGUCUCUUCCUGUCUGGAGGAGCUGAAACAACUUGCAGCUAAAAGACGAGAUGAACUUGAGGAGUCAAGACAACUGUGGGCUUUUUUUCAGGAGCUGGAGGAGUCAGAGGCCUGGAUCAGGGAGAAGAGCUCCAUCCUGGGGGCUCAGGGUUACGGGAAGGACCUGAGCAGUGUGCUGAAGUUACUACAAAAACAUAAGACUCUGGCUGGAGAACUGCUGGCUCACCGGUCGCUGCUGCAGAACACCAUGAAACGAGGAAAACAGAUCCUGAGCGAGAAGAGCUUUGGCACAGCAGGGAUCCAGGAGCACAUUAUGGAGGUGAAGAGCGAGUGGAAGAAGCUGGAGGACCAGGCAGCGCAGCGUCUUGGUCACCUCCAGGAGGCGCUUAACUUUUUUCAGUUCUCCACUGAGACAGACGAUCUGGUGGCAUGGCUGCAGGACGCUUACCGCCUGGUCUCCAGCGAAGACUUUGGGCAUGAUGAGUACUCCACCCAGUCUCUUCUGAAGAAACACAAAGGGGUCAGCGAGGCUGUUGACAAACAUCGUCUACAUGUAGUGUCAUUGCGGAAGCACAUGGUGGCGCUGCCUCUGCAGUACCGUGAACAGGAGGAGGUGCAGAUGCGUAUGGGGGAGGUGGAACAGCUGUACACCGAGGUGGCCGAGGUGGCGGUGCUCAGACAGCAGUGGCUUCACGACGCCCUUGCGGUCUACCGCAUGUUCAGUGAGGUCAAUGCCUGCGAGCUCUGGAUUGAUGAGAAGGAGCAGUGGUUGGACAAGAUGGAGAUCCCAGAGAGACUGGAGGACGUGGAGGUGGUGGCACACAGGUUUGAGAGCCUGGACCAGGAGAUGAACAGCCUAAUGGGAAGGAUCUUGGACGUUAACCAGAUAGUUCAGCAGCUCCUGGAUGGAGGCCAUCCAUCCUCUGCAGAGGUUAGAGGAUGUCAGGACCAUCUUAACUCCAGGUGGAACAGCAUUGUGGAGUUGGUUGAGCAGAAGAAAGAUCAGCUGGACUCGAUGUUACGUCUGCAGAACUACCUGCUGGAGUGUGCUGAGAUCAAGUCCCAGAUCCAGGACAAGAGAAAAGCCAUUGACGCCACUCAGUAUGUGGGCAGCGACCUGGGAGGAGUCCUUGCUCUGCAGAGACGUCUCUCCACCAUGGAGGGAGCACUGUCUGUCCUGGAGCCAAAACUGCUGCAUCUACAGGAAGAGGCAGAGCAUUUGGCCACUGCCCACCCAGGUCGGGCCAUGGAGGUUCUCGUGCCGUUUGAUGGCAUUAGUGUGGAGUGGGAGGAGCUGAAACGCACCCUGCAGGGUUGUGAGGACUCGUUGAUGGUGGCUAGCAGGCUGCAGAGCUUCAUACAGGACCUGGACUCUUUCCUCACCUGGUUGGUGCAAACACAGACGGCUGCAGCCUCAGAUCAGCUGCCCAAUGACCUUGAAGAGGCUGAGAGACUCAUAAACAAACAUGCUGCCCUAAAAGAGGAGAUCGGACGGUAUGAAGAGGACUACGAGCGCCUGCAGGCCAUGAACGAGCUGCUGGAGUCUGAGGAGGCUCCUCUCCCGCAGGCCGCUCUGCAGCAGUGGCUUCAGAAGCUUGAUGUCGGCUGGAACAAACUGCUGGAGAUGUGGGAGAGCAGGAGAGAAGUUCUGGUCCAGGCUCACAUUUUCCAUCUAUUCCUGCGAGAUGUCAAACAGGCCGAGUCCUUCCUCAACAACCAGGAGUCAGCGCUCGCUCACGUGGAGCUGCCAACGACAGUGGAAACAGUUGAAGCCGCCAUAAAGAAACACAAGGACUUCACUACCACCAUGGAGCUGAACCUGCACCGGAUCAAAGCUGUGAUCGAGGCUGGAGAGAGUCUGAUCAGCCAGAGUAACAUCUACUCCGAGCGCAUCAAGGAACGCAUCGACACCCUCGCCAACAGGGGAAACCAGAACAGAGAGCUGGCCCAGCAGUGGCUGGAAAAACUGAAUGACCAGUGGGAACUCCAGAGGUUUCUUCAGGACUGUCAUGAGCUGGGGGACUGGGUGUGUGAGAAGAUGCUGAUGGCGAGGGACAGCAGCCGUGACGAGACCCAGAAGCUUCAUAAGAAAUGGCUGAAGCACCAGGCAUUCAUGGCCGAGUUGGCCCAAAAUAAGGAAUGGCUGGACAAAAUUGAAAAGGCAUCGUGCAUGUGUGCGUGCCUCUAUUACCUCAUUCCCACCGCAAGAGGGCAGAAGUACAGGUGGAACAGCAUUGUGGAGUUGGUUGAGCAGAAGAAAGAUCAGCUGGACUCGAUGUUACGUCUGCAGAACUACCUGCUGGAGUGUGCUGAGAUCAAGUCCCAGAUCCAGGACAAGAGAAAAGCCAUUGACGCCACUCAGUAUGUGGGCAGCGACCUGGGAGGAGUCCUUGCUCUGCAGAGACGUCUCUCCACCAUGGAGGGAGCACUGUCUGUCCUGGAGCCAAAACUGCUGCAUCUACAGGUAGUAAAUUAUGGGAAAAUACGUUGA
Messenger RNA from Plectropomus leopardus (leopard coralgrouper), 4701 nucleotides. Lineage: Eukaryota; Metazoa; Chordata; Actinopteri; Perciformes; Serranidae. The record is from RefSeq and is a predicted model, not a curated record.